This is a messenger RNA of Neofelis nebulosa (Clouded leopard), 2786 nucleotides long. RefSeq names its product solute carrier family 16 member 8 (gene SLC16A8). The transcript has 5 exons. The coding region runs from base 1037 to 2539 and encodes 500 amino acids. Gene Ontology annotation, biological process: transmembrane transport; monocarboxylic acid transport. Gene Ontology annotation, molecular function: monocarboxylic acid transmembrane transporter activity. Lineage: Eukaryota; Metazoa; Chordata; Mammalia; Carnivora; Felidae. The record is from RefSeq and is a predicted model, not a curated record. Gene Ontology annotation, cellular component: membrane.
CUGGACGCCCAAACCCACAGGACGGCUCAGGUGAGUGUGGGGCGAGGGCUGCCAGGACCACCCCCUUGUCCUGGCCUCCAAGUGGCUGCGGCCGCGGUGAGGGGACAACAGGCAGGAAAAGCCAGGACCCCGUCCUGGUGAGAGAGGGUCAGAGUCCCAGAUUCCCACGGGUAUCUUGGUGUUCCCCAGUGCCGGGAAGGAGACCCCACAUGCAGAGGGGCGGUGGGAGGGAAGGAGGCUUCUGCCCAGCUGUGGGUUGGUCCCCCCUACUGGGGAGGCCCACCAGCCUCGUCUGUUACGGGGGUGCAUGAGGCUGCUGUGUGGACCCCUGGGAGGAGAGCCAAGAGUGUGAGAGGCCUUAGAGCUGUUUUCUGCUUGUGUAGGGUUGGGGGGGGGGGCGGGGGGGGGCAGGCUGCUAGGGAUUUGGAGAGCAGAAGCUCUCUUUCUUGGUGCCCCCUCAGAGGUCCCUAUCUGCCCAGUGGAACCAGAGAUCUGAUCACCCCCCACCCCGGCACCAAGACUCCUGGUUGGCCUGGGAUAAUCCGUCACCCAUCUUACAGGUGGCAAAACAGAGGCUCAGCGAGGGAAGGGGAACUGCCCAAGUCACAGAGCAAAUCCAUGGCUAAGCCGGGGUGAACCGGAACUCGGCUCCCUUGCUCCUGAAGCAAGGCUGAUGUUCUUACAUGUUCUUGGGUUUUUCUUUUCUUCUUCUUCUUUUUUUCCCCUAAAUGACAAUAGUCAUUUCUGAUCACUGAGAAAAAUUAGGAACAUACGGCAAGGCCAAGGAAGAAAAUAAACCCCACCCAUUUUGCAGCUGGCACCUGCUUCUCUGUCCCACACGUGGGGUUAGUCCCUCUGUGCUGAGACCCUCACACCUGCACACUGGAGACACUGGGGAUUCCCAAGCACAUGGGGCACACGCUGGCCACCCAGCUCUCCCAUUCACCAGCACCCCUUCUCCUGCCACCACCAGGUCCCUGGGCAAGGAGUCUUCCAGAGGGAGUCUUCCUGAAGUUCAGGCUCAGAGGCAGCCGCGAUGGGCACUGGCGGCCCCCGGCGGGGCGCGGGCCCCCCAGACGGCGGCUGGGGCUGGGCGGUGCUGGGCGCCUGCUUCGUGAUCACCGGUUUCGCCUACGGCUUCCCCAAGGCGGUGAGCGUCUUCUUCCGCGCCCUUAUGCGCGACUUCGGCGCGGGCUACAGCGACACGGCCUGGGUGUCCUCCAUCAUGCUCGCCAUGCUCUACGGCACGGGUCCGGUCUCCAGCAUCCUCGUGACCCGCUUUGGCUGUCGCCCGGUGAUGCUGGUGGGUGGGCUAUUGGCCUCGGCGGGCAUGGUGCUAGCAUCCUUCGCCACGCGCCUCCUGGAGCUAUACCUGACGGCUGGGGUGCUCACAGGCCUGGGCCUGGCCCUCAACUUCCAGCCGUCGCUCAUCAUGCUGGGGCUGUACUUCGAGCGGCGGCGGCCCCUAGCCAACGGGCUGGCGGCGGCGGGCAGCCCCGUGUUCCUGUCGGCGCUGUCGCCGCUCGGCCAACAGCUGCUCGAGCACUUCGGCUGGCGCGGCGGCUUCUUGCUGCUCGGCGGCCUCCUGCUGCACUGCUGCGCUUGCGGCGCCGUCAUGCGGCCGCCGCCGGGACCCGGCCCGCGGCCGCGCGGCGACAGCGCGGACGACGCUCCUGGGGAGGCGGAAGCGGACCGCGCCGGGCUGCGCCUGCGCGAGGCGCCCCCUGGCGGCCGGACCCGCCGCCGCCUGCUGGACGUGGCCGUGUGCGCCGACCGCGCCUUCGGGGUGUACGCCGUCACCAAGUUCCUGAUGGCCCUCGGCCUCUUCGUGCCCGCCAUCCUGUUGGUGAACUACGCCAAGGACGCGGGCGUGCCGGACGCCGACGCCGCCUUCCUGCUGUCCAUCGUGGGCUUCGUAGACAUCGUGGCGCGGCCAGCGUGCGGCGCCCUGGCGGGCCUGGCGCGCUUACGACCUCACGUCGCCUACCUCUUCAGCCUGGCCCUGAUGGCCAAUGGCCUCACGGACCUGAGCAGCGCGCGCGCGCGCUCCUACGGCGCCCUUGUCGCCUUCUGCGUCGCCUUCGGCCUCUCGUACGGCAUGGUGGGCGCGCUGCAGUUCGAGGUGCUCAUGGCAGCCGUGGGGUCGCACCGCUUUCCCAGUGCUCUGGGCCUGGUGCUGCUCGUCGAGGCCGUGGCUGUGCUCAUUGGACCCCCCUCUGCCGGCCGCCUGGUGGACGCCCUGAAGAACUACGAGAUCAUCUUCUACCUGGCCGGCUCUGAGGUGGCCCUGGCUGGGAUCUUCAUGGCUGUGGCCACCAAGUGUUGCCUGCGCCGCUCUAAGGACACCCCGCCCAGCCAAGGCGCCCAGGGCGGGGCCAGCGACACUGAGGACGCUGAGGCCCAAGAGGACGCUGAGGCCCUGCCCGCCGGCGCUGAGGAGCCCGGCAGCCUCCAGGCCCUGGAGGCGCCAAGCCCCGGGGCUGGGCCGGGGGAACCAAAGGCGGAGGCAGAGCUGGGCGUGGACCCCGAGUCUGUAUAGCUCGGGCGGCACUAGGCGAGGUGGCUGGUGACUUUGGAAACGGGGCCGACCCUCUCAGAGCCCUGGCUGUCCCGAGGGGGCCUGGAGUACUGCAGGCUGCUCUGCAGAGGUCGCCCCUGGGGUCCUGGGCGGGCCGCCUCCCUCGUCUGCGCAGCAGGCCGUGGCCAGGCCCUGCCCUCGCUCAGCGGCUGUGCACCGCCAGGGGCGGGGCCUGCGUGAAACUCAAGUGCAUAAAGCUCCGCCGCGA